AUGAAGAUCCUUGAGGCGCAGUCAGCGACGCUUACCAACUAUGAGGUGUACCUGCAUUUGACCCAGCAGGCUGAACGCUAUGAACGCAGGGAGAGCAGCGAGAAGAGCCGGAAAGGCGGGAAGCAUGGGAGAAAAGACCAUAAAGACCCAAAGGACAGGCGGCCAGGGAACCUUGCAACAAUUGUUAAAGAGCUGCUCGACUACCUCCGGGAAGCCCCGUCGCCGCUUGGAUCUCAGCCUCUUCCAUACAAUGAGCGAACGAUCAAAAAUCUCCUCGCAGGGUUACGGCCAUGGGAUUUCACAAAGGGAGAGAUCAUUAUGAUCUUGAAUCUUCGGCCAACCAAACCAGAGAAUCUAAACACGAUCAUCGAGGAGAUGGAAGAGCGGUUUCCCAGCGAUACGACGCAGGCUGAGAUAUUAAAGGCCAUUACGGAUGUGCUCGGGAGACCAGAUGGAGAAGCAGAGAGACAAGCUAUGACAGACAACGCCAGGGAAGCCAGGAAGGAGCAGUUGGAUCAACAAGCCAAGCAGGACGAGGAAAUGGAAGUGGAUGAGUAA
This is a messenger RNA of Venustampulla echinocandica, 558 nucleotides long. RefSeq names its product DNA-directed RNA polymeras-like protein III subunit RPC9. Gene Ontology annotation, molecular function: nucleotide binding. Lineage: Eukaryota; Fungi; Ascomycota; Leotiomycetes; Helotiales; Pleuroascaceae. Gene Ontology annotation, cellular component: RNA polymerase III complex. The coding region runs from base 1 to 558 and encodes 185 amino acids. Gene Ontology annotation, biological process: transcription initiation at RNA polymerase III promoter. The record is from RefSeq and is a predicted model, not a curated record. The transcript is spliced from 2 exons.